AUGGAUGCUCAUGAGUUUCUUAAUUAUCUUCUCAACAAAAUAGCCGACAUAAUAAGAGCCGAACAACAACCAACCGGAGUAGAAGAUGCUGAAGAUCCUAGUGAUUGUGAAAUGACUGGUGUUUCAGAAAGUAAUCGAAAGCAUAGUGGCCGUAAUUGGAUUCAUGAGAUCUUCCAAGGAAGCUUGACCAAUGAAACUAGGUGCCUUAACUGUGAUAAUGUUCGCACGAAAGAGGAAAAUUUCCUCGAUCUAUCAGUUGAUGUCGGAGAAAAUGUUGAUAUAUCUUAUUGUCUCCGUUGCUUUUCCGAUACUGAAACAAUGCGUUCAGACAAUAAGUAUUACUGUGAAUUUUGUCGUUGCAAGCAAGAAGCUCAGAGACGGAUGCGCAUUAAAAAGCCACCUUUACUUCUGGCCCUGCAUUUGAAGCGAUUCAAGUAUUCAGAAAAUCUCAAUCGGUUUAUCAAGUUGUCCUACAGAGUCGCCUUCCCUAUGGAAUUAAGAUUAUUCAACACGUCUAGUGACUCAUCUAAUGAUGAUCGUCUAUAUAAUCUUAUGGCUGUUGUCGUUCACUCAGGCUCUGGACCAAAUCGUGGACAUUAUGUAACACUUGUGAAGUCUCAUGGAUUAUGGUUUUUGUUUGAUGACGAACUAGUUGAAAAAAUCCAUCGCACCAAUAUUGAAGACUUUUUUGGUUCGUCUACGGAAACCUCGAAAUCUUCUUAUACAGCUUACAUUCUUUUCUAUUUAGACGCUAAAGUUGCUUCAAGUACAUCAACAGCUACUGAUAAUACUUCUACAAUAGUUAAUAAUAGUACCAUAGGCGUUGGUGGCAGUAAUGGUAGCCCUACCAGUUCAAUGUCAUCUGGAUGUAUCACCUAA
Schistosoma mattheei is the source of this 879-nucleotide messenger RNA. NCBI's taxonomy places the organism in Eukaryota, Metazoa, Platyhelminthes, Trematoda, Strigeidida, Schistosomatidae. The record is from the annotation of a GenBank genome assembly.